Molecule: messenger RNA, 1761 nt
Organism: Cylindrotheca closterium
Lineage: Eukaryota; Bacillariophyta; Bacillariophyceae; Bacillariales; Bacillariaceae
Source: the annotation of a GenBank genome assembly
AUGGUCCUUUUCCUGCCAAAUCCUUUAGUAUAUAAUUCAUCCAUAACGACGAAAAAUUCAGGGAUACCAUUGAAUGUUUCACAACAAGUGUCUGGAGUGAGUCAGGCACUGCAUAAUGAUUCGAUUCAGAAACUGUUCGAGCUUGAAUACCAAGAUCAAUCAAAGAACCAAGAAAACAACGUGUCUGACCCGAUGAUGGUCGACGAGAAGGAGAGCGACAGGAGUCUGUGGGAGAGCCUUUGGAGACAUUAUGUUCCAGCUGAUGCAACAAACGGGACGAAAGAAGUCCCAAUUGAGGAGAGACAACGACUUUGGCAACCAUUGCUGGAUUCGAAUGAAGCAACUCAAUUCGCAAUGUCUGAUCUAUAUGCCGCAUUUCCGCUUCCCCAAGGCGACACAGUGCAACGUUACAAUGAAGAUGCCUACAGAAGACUCAUUUCGAGCAUACUGCAGGCACAGAAAGAAGGUCGCAAUUUUACAAUCGUAGCUAGCGGUGGCUCAUCAACGGCAGGGGGUGCGAAACCCGCCAUAUCACAGGAAGAUCGUUACUACUCCAAGUUUGCUGAAUACUUGAAUGUCCUACUUGCGAGCAACCAGAUGCAACAUGUUCCACCAAUCAUCCAGUGGGUAGGACAAGGGCAUGGGUUUAGAAAUUCACUCCAUACAGCAAUCUUUUUUGAAAAUUUCAUCCCUGCCGAUACUGACUUGCUAAUCUGGGAAUUCUCCAUCAACGACGUUACCCUGUCUAUAGUGGACCACGAUUUGAUUAUGACGAUUGCCAAGGACAACUUCCUUGCGCGGUUAACUCAGGUGAAAAUGAUGAAGCGACCGCCAAAGGUCUUGUUGAUCUACAAGUGGGAGAAUAUGUUUCCUCAUGACGAGAAAACCAACAAUGUCAUAUCUCGCGCUUUUGAUGCACAUGGGACAGUCGCACGAAAGUUUGACUUUGUCGUCGGACAUGUUCACAUGGGAAGCUACAUUGAUAAACUCAAAAUGCCAGAAUGUAAUGAAUACGAAAGCUGUCCGUUCUUGGCUGACUACACUCAUAUCAAUAAGUUAGGGCAUUUGGCAACCGCCUUUCUACUCCUCAACCUUAUGGACCCGCGUCGCCUUGACAGCAGUUCAGAUCCAAACGAAAGUAAUCUUGAUAGUGCGAACUACGAAUGGGAUUGUGGCGAGGAGACGGAAGUGAAACGAGUUUUGAAACAGACAAUGACGACUUCAAAUAAUUUCACCACCGAAUGGAGACCCCCACUCGGUGCAUGGACGUCGGAAUUACCAAUAUUUAACCAAGUUACUCAAAGAAGCCUUCAGACUGGUUCAAGGAUGGGGAAGUUUAAUCUUAUCGGGAAACAGGACCCGCUUAGAGAGGACCGACAGAGGGCUACACCUCUCUAUAAGUGCAAUGUCAAUGAAUCAAGCUCGUUUUCACUUAGAGCACCACUCGAGCCGAUGAGAAAUGUCCGUCUUGUUUUGUUGACCGUUCGGAUCCGGCCAGUCCUGAAUACAAAGGGUAUAGAUUUUCGUCUCAACCGGUCUAACAUUACAACCAAAGGGGAACUUGUACCGCUACGGGCCUAUAUCCGAUCAAGCAUUAUGGACAACGAGUGGCGCUGUGGCCUUGUCGUUCCAUGGGGUGAUACGGUCGACAUUUAUGUGUACAUCUUUGAAGAACCACAACAAUUGGUUCAUUCCAUCGAGCUGUGUACACCGAAAAAGUUCACUAGGAGGCCGCAGGUUCAAUCGCUAGCAUUCUGGUGA